Aspergillus brunneoviolaceus CBS 621.78 is the source of this 1713-nucleotide messenger RNA. RefSeq names its product tRNA-dihydrouridine(20) synthase (NAD(+)). Bases 142 to 1494 code for a protein of 450 amino acids. NCBI's taxonomy places the organism in Eukaryota, Fungi, Ascomycota, Eurotiomycetes, Eurotiales, Aspergillaceae. Gene Ontology annotation, cellular component: cytoplasm. The record is from RefSeq and is a predicted model, not a curated record. The transcript has a single exon. Gene Ontology annotation, molecular function: flavin adenine dinucleotide binding; tRNA dihydrouridine synthase activity. Gene Ontology annotation, biological process: tRNA dihydrouridine synthesis.
UGACAAUCCAUAAUCUGGUCUUGCUCGCGAAUCAAAGCUGAACCCAGCUCUAUUGCUUGUACCUACUCAACUAAGGCAUAGAAAAGCUCUAACCCGCCAAGAAAUGCUAUGCUAAGCUUCCUACGACCCCUCCGCUCCGCAAUGACCUCGAUUCCUCGUGUCCCCAUCCCCGCCAACGGGGUCGACUACCGCGGCAAAGUCGUCCUGGCUCCGAUGGUGCGCUCCGGUGAACUUCCCUGCCGCCUUCUCGCCCUCAAGUAUGGCGCCGACCUCGUCUGGGGCCCCGAGACCAUCGAUCGUGCCCUGGCAGGCGCCGUCCGCCGCGUGAAUCCCCGCAACGGCACCAUCGAAUUCACUCGCACCCCCUCCAAUGGCGGCCGCACCGAGAAGGCCACCCAGGAGUCCGUCAUCUACCGCCUCGAUCCCGUCCGCGAGAAAGGCAAACUCAUCUUCCAGAUCGGCACCGCCACGCCCGAGAUCGCCGUUGCAGCCGCCAAGCUCGUGGCCGGCGACGUCGCGGGCAUCGACGUGAACUCGGGAUGCCCGAAGCCCUUCAGCACCAGCGGCGGGAUGGGCGCCGCGCUGCUCAGAACCCCGGACAAACUCGUCGCGAUUCUCGAGACGCUGGUGCGCGAGGUCGGCAACCCAUAUCAGAUCGGCAUCUCGGUCAAGAUCCGGCUGCUGGACCGGGAGGACCCCGAGCCGACGCGCGCGCUGGUCUCGCGACUCGUCAAGACCGGCAUCACGGGGCUGACCAUCCACUGCCGCACGCCGCCCAUGCGGCCCCGCGAGCGCGCCAUCCGCGACCAGUUGUGCAUGAUCCGGGACAUCUGCCACGAGGCCGGGGUGGCGUGCGUCGUCAACGGCGACGUCACCAACAAGGACGACGGCCUGGCCCUGAUGCAGGAAUACGGGGUCGACGGCGCGAUGAUCGCCACCGCCGCCGAGGCGAACAUGUCCGCGUUCCGCACGGAGGCCGAGGGCGGCCUCCUGCCCUGGAAGGAGAUGGUCCACGACUACAUGCAGUUCUGCCUCGAGUCCGAGAACCGCUUUGGCAACACCAAGUACCUGCUGAACAUCUUCGUGCCGGGCAAGUCCCCCGAAGCCCACCGCUUCAAAUCCGCCCGCACCUACGUCGACACCUGCCAUGCCUUGGGCUUCGAGGACCUGAUCCCCGCGGCGACCCGCGUCGACGAGAUCCUGGGACUUGCGGAUAAGACCACGAACAAGAACAACGACACUAGCGACGCCGUCAGCAAAGCCGUGCAGAACGCUCUCAAGAAGAAUGAAACCGUCCGCGCGGCCGGCAACGGCGGCGCCUCGCGCUCGAAACCCACUUCCCCCGUCCUCUCCCACUCCGGCGGCCCGAUUCGCACCAACUCGAUCCCUCCUCCUACCAAAUCCGUCACCAACACGACGGACGUCGAUCCUGCGGCUGCGGCUGCGGCUGCUGCUGAAGCCGUCACUGUUCCGAAACAGGAACUUGCCGCAUAAUUCCUGCCCGCACAGUGUUCGACAGCAUGAUUCACCCCUUCUCUGCCUAUUAUUACCUCAUGUAUUCACGCUUGUAUUUUCCGUAUGAACUCAUCUCCUGCGAUUGCAUUACCCGGUGUUGAAGAUUGCUCUCGGUUGGUUUUCAUUCCUGUUGUUUUGUGCUUAGAAAUUCUAGAUUCCCACCUUCUUAUGUUCUUUAAUUCAAAAGGCAGAUACCAU